AAAAAAAAAAAAAAAAAAAAAAGGAAGCUCCAGCUACAGACACAGGCCGCCAUUCGGUCCCUCCGGUGGUUUCACUGGUCAUCCCGCUGGGUUGUCUUGUUUAAUCCCGGUAAAGUCAGGCGGUCCCUCAGUUUCCAGCGCCGGAGAGAGCAGGACGUCACAGUCCCCGUCAUGGCGGCCGACCGGCGCGAGGACAAAGAUGGAGAACUCAACGUUCUGGAGGAUCUACUGACCGAAGCUCCGGAUCAGGAUGACGAGCUGUACAACCCAGAGACUGAGCGAGAGAUCAGUGACAAGAAAGGAACAAAGAGGAAGAGCGAGUGCUCCAACAGCCAGGAUAUGAAGAGGCUCCGCCCCUCUUUAGGUCGCACCUCCUCCAGGUCUUCAGCUUCCACUAAGAGGGGCGUAAGCUCAUCGUUGUCCUCCAAGAAGGUGUCUAGUCCUCGCAGUCGCCAUGCCACCACCUAUCACCACAGCUACUACGAGGAUCGAAAGAGUCGGCGAGGAGCCCGAGAGGGGCCCCGGGGCCGUGCCCCUGAGGAGGGACGGCGCAGGGAGCCCCAGAGGGGCCUGGAGAGUCUGAGUCAGAAGCUGCGGCGUGACAGCAGGCAUGCAAGCCCCUCCCCUCAUGGCGAGGACCAAUCAGAGGAGGAGGAAGAGGCAGAGUACAGCUCAGAGCCGGCGUCGGGAAGCUCCUCCCCGGCCGGUUCACAUGUGGAGGAGGAGGAGGAUGAAGAUAAUCAGGAGGAAGAGGGGGAGGAGGGCAUGGAAGAGGAAGAGGAGGAAGACGAGGAGGAGGAAGGUGAAAAGGAGGAGGAAGAGGAGGACGACGAGGAGGAGGAAGAAGAGUAUGACGAGCGUCACGGCGGGGACGGGAACGACUACGACACCCGGAGCGAGGCGGGCGACUCUCGCUCCUCUUCCGUCAGUUUCUCCGAUGGCGAGUCGGCGCGGUCGGGCUCCGCCUCCGAAGGAUCAGGAUCAGAGAAGAAGAGGGAGAAGUUGUCCUCGUCUGUUCGAGCCGUUCGCAAAGGAAUGGAGAAUCCCAUCACUCAGCUGCGAUACAUUCUCAGAGAUGCUCGGUUCUUCCUCAUUAAGAGCAACAACCAUGAGAACGUUUCUCUGGCCAAAGCAAAGGGUGUCUGGUCCACGCUGCCGGUCAAUGAGAAGAAGCUGAAUGCUGCCUUCCAUUCGGCCCGGAGUGUCAUCCUCAUCUUCUCCGUCAGAGAGAGCGGAAAGUUUCAAGGUUUUGCUCGCCUUUCGUCAGAGUCUCAUCACGGCGGUUCUCCGAUCCACUGGGUCCUUCCUGCCGGGAUGAACGCUAAAAUGCUGGGUGGAGUCUUCAAGAUCGAUUGGCUCUGCAGGAGGGAGCUUCCAUUCAUAAAGACGGCCCACCUGUCCAACCCCUGGAACGACCACAAGCCCGUUAAAAUCGGACGAGACGGACAGGAGAUCCAGCCGAAGGUCGGCGCUCAGCUCUGCGCUUUGUUCCCGUUGGACGAGAGCGUGGACGUUCACCACGUGGCUCGUCGCGUCCAUCACAAGCGUCGGACCCCGUCAGAGCUACGGCCGAGAGGCCGACCUCCGCAGCGUGAACCGGGAAGGCGUCGACCUGAAGAGUACGACCUGCACGGCAGGAAGAGGCCGCGCGCCGACGGUCUGCCGGACUUCGGGCAGCGAGCAGGGUUCAUUCCGGACCUACGGAGCCAGCCGGUGGACAGGAGAUUUUCUGGCGUGAGGCGUGACGUGUUCCUGAACGGGUCCUACGACUACAUGAGGGACUACCACCACAACGUCGGGCCUCCAGCUCCCUGGCAGACUCUGGCGGCGUACCCCAGCGUGGAGCAGCAGCCCCCUCACCACCCCCCCUACUACCACCACAGCCACCCCCCGCCUCCCCCUCACCAGGCCUUUCACCACCAUCACCCAUCCCUGCCCCCGCAUGAGGCUCCACCUCCUCGCUUCAGAGACAAGCAGCGUUUGCCGCAGCAUCGCGCCUUUGCAUCGAGUCCGCACGACUACGACAUGCGGGUGGACGACUUCCUGCGGCGGACUCAGGCGGUGGUGAGCAGCAGACGUGAGCGCGAGCGGCAGCGGGAACGCGACCGCGGGGGGCCGCGGCGGGACAGGGAGCGAGAGCGAGGGAGGGACCGAGACAGGGAGAGAGAAAGGGACAAGGAGAGGGGCCGGUACCGCAGGUGAUCACAUGGUGGUCGGCGCUCUUAUUUUGACAGUCAACUGACUGGUUUCCUGUUCAUUUUGAAAUAAUGUAUAAACAUCCAAGCAAAACAACCUCCAGGAUGACAUCUUCAGUGUUUACCUCCAAAAUAAAGUUUCAUUGUUUCUUAACUUCUAAUCUGAGAUUCUAUGUAAAUACUUUUUUAUCUUGUGACUUAAUUUCCCAGAAUCCCUCUGUCGUCGCUGUAGGCUGGUAGUCGCCAACAUGAGGGUUGUGGCCCUUAGACAGAAAAAAAAGGCUGAUUUUUAUUGUGAAUGGUUGGAUGUUGUUUCCUGUUGACUCCUUCACAUUAAACGUUUUUUCUCUUUGUCA
Messenger RNA from Cyprinodon tularosa, 2551 nucleotides. It is a transcript of the gene ythdc1, whose product is annotated as YTH domain containing 1. Gene Ontology annotation, biological process: regulation of alternative mRNA splicing, via spliceosome; mRNA splicing, via spliceosome. The coding region runs from base 172 to 2202 and encodes 676 amino acids. Gene Ontology annotation, molecular function: mRNA binding; N6-methyladenosine-containing RNA reader activity. Lineage: Eukaryota; Metazoa; Chordata; Actinopteri; Cyprinodontiformes; Cyprinodontidae. The transcript is spliced from 16 exons. The record is from RefSeq and is a predicted model, not a curated record. Gene Ontology annotation, cellular component: nucleoplasm.